AUGGCUGACGAUACUGAAAUUGAACGUAUGCUUGAAGAAAACAUGCAACAAGAUGAACAAGUCGUUAAGCAUCAAAAUGGCGACAAAAAGGAGAAGGAUAAAGAUAGGGAUAAAGACAGAGAAAAAAAGCACAAGAAACACAAACAUCACAAACAUCACAAAUCUCAUAAAAGUGAGAAAAAACACGAUAGAAAACGAAGCCGAUCGCCAAGCAACGAUCGUCAUCACCGGUCAUCAUCGCCACCGAUCGUACCGAGUGGAAAACGACCGAAUGUCAAUUCGGAACUGCACCAGCUAGCGCAAACAUUAAGUCGAAGCAAGAACACAAAAGAUAGUUCAUCAUCAUCGAAAUCACAUCGACGAGACAAAUCGCCGGAAUUAACGCCCGAAGAACGAGAUCUUCGAACUGUAUUCUGCAUGCAACUCGCAGCAAGGAUUCGACCACGUGAUCUCGAAGAGUUCUUUUCAAAAGUUGGCAAAAUCCGUGAUGUCCGAAUGAUAACCGAUCCACGAACACGUCGAUCCAAAGGCGUUGCCUACGUUGAAUUUCGUGAUCUAGCUUGUGUGCAAGCAGGUCUUGCUCUAUCAGGCGAAAAACUUCUUGGCAUACCCAUUAUUGUGAAACCGUCCAAUGCGGAAAAAAAUCGUCUAGCGGCACAAGCAGCAGCAGCCGCUCAAGCGCAAAACGCUAUCAUGACGAACGGAAUUGGACCACAAUCUGGAUCGGUAAUACCUACGCAUGGGCCAAUGAAGUUGUACGUUGGUUCAUUACAUUUUAAUAUUACAGAAGAUAUGUUACGCGGUAUAUUUGAACCGUUUGGACAGAUUGAUAAUAUUACAUUGAUGAGAGAUCCUGAUGCGAACCGAUCGAGAGGAUACGGUUUUAUUCAAUUUGCGCAUGCCGAGGAUGCAAAACGAGCGAUGGAAAAUUUAAAUGGAUUCGAGUUGGCUGGUCGACCAAUGAAAGUUGGACAUGUGACUGAACGAGCAGGUGAAAUUAGUUCAAGUGUAAGUUAUCCAUCGUAUACACCGGGCAUCUCUUCCUCGUUUGCUGCAAUGUCAAAUCUUGACUCUGAUGAUCUCGAUCAUCGUGGCGUUAAUCUAGGCGCAACCGGACGGCUAGCACUGAUGGCCAAAUUAAGUGAAGGCAGUGGAUUACAAAUGCCGAAACACGCCAUGGACGCUUUGCAAGCAGCUCAUAAGCAAGCCGCUAGCUCUCAACAUGUUCGCAUACCGGAAGCGCCAAACCCACAACAAUUAGCUACAGUAACUGCGGUUGGUACACAAUGCUUUAUGUUAUCAAAUAUGUUCGAUCCUGUUACCGAAGCCAGACAAAACCCUAAAUGGGCACAGGAAAUCAAGGAUGAAGUUAUAGAAGAAUGCAAUAAAUAUGGUGGUGUUGUUCAUAUUUACAUUGAUGAAAAAAGUGCAGACGGAAAUGUUUAUGUUAAAUGUUCGUCCAUUGCUAGCGCUAUUAACACGGUCAAUUCACUUCAUGGUCGAUACUUUUCCGGUCGUACUGUUGUUGGAAACUAUAUCCCAAUUCAAUCGUAUCAUAAACUCUUUCCUGAUUCAAGUUCAGCAACAGCACUCCUGACGACUUCAUAUGUUCUAGUCAAGAUAUAA
Adineta ricciae is the source of this 1626-nucleotide messenger RNA. The record is from the annotation of a GenBank genome assembly. NCBI's taxonomy places the organism in Eukaryota, Metazoa, Rotifera, Eurotatoria, Adinetida, Adinetidae.